GAUGAAGAGCUUCGUAAAAAGUAUGAUGUGUAUGGUGAAGAGGGUUUAAAAGAUGACCACUUUGAUGGAGGACAUUACCAAAGCUGGAAUUAUUUUAAUGAGGAAUUUGGUAAGAUUGUGGCAUUUACAGAGGAGAUUAGUUGUUUCAGCUUAAUUUUUUUAUUUGAACUAUAAUGUUAUUCCCGUUAAUAAACCACCAAAAAAGUCUUGUUCAUGUAGAUCUUCAGUGCCUGUUACAUAUUCACCAAGCCUCUUCUUCACAGAGCUUAAAAUUUACCACCAACUCUUAUUUAUUUAUUUAUUUAUUUUUAUUUUAUUUUCCACACAAUAAUGAAUUACACAUAAUAUAGGAUAAUUAUAAGUAGAAAAAAGAAGUGGCGAGGAGACCUAACAGAAACUGUAGGAGCUCAUGAGAGGUUAGGCCUCCUCGAACUACAAGCUAGAGCUGUUUACAUCAUAUGAAGAAAAGGUGGCGUUAAGUUGAAGAUGGAAAUUAAGAUUGGAAAUUCACAUUUACGUAAUAAUUUAAUCUUCAGUAUUUUCAUAAAGAAAAAAAGGGAUUGAGAGUUUUGUUGACCUCAUUGUCAUAGUGAGUUAAAAAGCUUACUAGGUCCUUGAGGAAAAGGUGAGAACUUCUUAGUGUUUGUUCGACAAUACAGGAGACAGCUUUAUAUACAACUGUGUGCAUGUAGUCAGGGUGCAAAGAAAAUCAUUUUUACAGCUUGCCCUUCGGGCAAGCUGAAGCUAGCAUUUACUAGCCCAGACGUCAUUUCAACUAGCCCCAAAAACGUUUUGUUCUUCUGUUAUUCAAAUUCCUCAUAAAAGAUCACUUGCCCGUCGGGCAAGUUAAAAACAGAAUUCACUAGCCCGAUAGCAGAAUCCACUAGCCCCGGGCUAUCGGACAGUGCUUUCUUUGCACGCUGGUAGUAUUGUAAAAUGAAAUUAGUUGCUAACUACUGAUAUUUUUCUUAUCACAGGAAUUUAUGAUGAUGACCCAGAGAUUAUAACAUUAAGCUACUCAGAUUUUGGUGGGUGUGCUAAUAAUACAUUAUUUUAUCUUUUUAUUUUAUACUGUAGAUUACCUCCCACAAAACUGCUGGAAAAAUCCUCCAUGGUUUUUCCUAUCAUCUGUGCAAAAAUAGAAUGUAUUUCUAAAUGAAUCUGUUCAUCCUCUCUCCCAAUCUUGUUUUGAAUGAUACGUCUUUGUUUUUGGUCAACCAAAACAACAUUGAAUGGUGGUGAGGAUCAGGAUAAGUUUGUCCUGUUCUGGUGACAUUUUAGUAUGCAUCAUGCUUACCUAAAAUAGAGGUGGACCUGUCUGAAAAGUUUCAUCCGAGGUUUUUUCUAUUAGUUCCUAAAUUAGCUUAAAAUUUACCCACCUCUUUCUUGACUGUUUUACCUCAAAAGCACAUGGGGAAACUUAAAAUGUUGCUAAUCCUUGCAACAAGCUGAAGUGAUGUUAAGUAUAAUUCUGGUAUAAUUUUAUAUCAUUGCUAGCCCGGGCUAGAUUUCUAGCUGCUAUUUGGGAAAUGAGCCGUUGCUCCUCCUGUUUCUUCUUGUUCCUUGCCGCUAAGGAUAUUUCGCCAGGAAAAACGUCUGUGACUCCGUGACAGAAAUUCCAUACUGGUGACGUAAAAUCUGUCCGCAAUCUGGUCAGGAGAUCUGAUUGGUCGACAUAGUAGUUAUAUUGACUUCUUAGUACCAGUAGAGUGUCCCUAACAGACCCUUGCUCAUUCAAUAUGACUUGCUCCCUUGAUAUUAAUAAUAAUAAUAAUAAUAAUAAUAAUAAUAAUAUAUAAAUUAAAUAUAUUAUUUACAUGUUUUCUUUGUAUAAUUAUCAAUGAUAAUAAUGAUAAUUUAUUAAAUGUAAUACAUAAUGCAUUUUGAUUAUUAGGAAAUAUUUUGUACUGUUUGUUUAACAGAGGUGUCAGUUGAAGGAAGUGAAGAUAUUUGGUUUAUCAACUUUUAUUCCCCGUUUUGUUCCCACUGUCAUGAUUUAGCACCAACGGUAAGAAAAGCAGAGUGAUACAUUUUCUUGAAACAGAUGUUCGUUACUUUAGGUUUUUGUCAGGUUUUCCCAUCUGAUAAUAGUUAAAAUAAGGUCAAAAAAUAAUUAUGGUAUCUUUCAGAAGCUUUUAUUGUUCCCUUUUAUUUUUGUACCCUGUAUUUUUUCUCUGUUAAAUGCCCCCUGCCUUUUUUGACAAACUUGACCUGGUAGACACGGAAUGCAUUUGAAUCUGCAGUUUACAUGGGAUCGCUAUUGCAUUUGUUUAGAAGCGUUUUCUAUUCCUUUUUCUCGAUAGCAGUGUUGAUUUUACCUUUAAAACUAAAGUUUAUUAUACUAUUAGUAAUUAUCUGUGGGCUUAUUGAUCUUGCUUUGUAUCAAUUGAGUAAGAUACAUGACAGUACCAUAGUGGUUUUAACUCCUACCAAUUAAAAUUAAAAUAUAAAAAAAACAGUGAAGCUAACCCUUUGUUGUUUUUAUUUAUUAAUACUGGUCAGUGGAGAGAAGUUGCUAAGGAGCUUGAAGGAGUGAUUAGAUUUGGUGCUGUUAAUUGCCAAGAAGAAUGGAACUUGUGUCGGCGGCAGGGAAUACAAAGUUAUCCCUCUCUUGUAUUCUAUCCCACGGUAAGUUUAAUAGGUUGCAAAAACUAAUGAAAAGUCUGUGUUGUUGCUCAAUGAAUGAUUUAGAACACUUACAAACUUCAUCUCCAAGUAGUAAAUGAAUGAUGUAGAAAGGAGGAAACUGUACAUUGGGUAAUCAUAUAAACAAUCUUACUAAAAAUAAACCAUAGUAUUAAGUAUUUUACUUUUGUACUCCAAGUGCUGUAAACGGUCACUUAUAACAGCCUUGGGCUAAUAAUAUACAUCUUCAUAAGCGGUUUAGGAGGGCUUAUAAACCAAGAGGCUUUACGUCCAAAAGGGCUUAUAACUUAAAUAAAUAAAGUGCUGUAUAGCAGUGCUGAUUUUAGUGCUGAUUAAAAUACUUUUUGCAUUUACUGGUUUUUAAUUAACAGUCAAAGUCUCAUAAUACAUUGAAUUCAUUCUAAUCAAAUGAAUACAUUUUUAGGGGGGCAUAUGAUCGGAUUGUUUUUUUGUCUACAGGGAGAUAGGCCUAAUUAACAGGGGGUAGGCGGAGCUUAUAAGUGGUAGUUUAUGGUAUACUGCAUGCUACAGUAGCACAAGGGAAAAUUCAGGAUUUUUGAAAGUGCCAGAGUGGCUGAUACAAAGUAAUUUAGGCUAACCAACUUGCAUUAAAAAUUGAUCAAGCAGAAUAAUAAUUAUUUUCCUAUGCACACCGCAGCAGUCCAAACUGUUACAAUUUGCAAAGGCCAUAAUAAACCUGUAACACUAUAAACUCUAGCAAAUAAAAGAAGUGAAAGAUCUGUAAAGGAACAUAUACAAAGGUGUAUUGUGUCUUUGAGAAAAAAUUCAAUGGGAUACUGCGUUCCCAUUGAUCAGUGGGGAUACAGCCUCCCUUUGAAUUUUUUCAUGAGUGCACCAAGGAGCAGAAUUAAAAUACGCAUAUUGAAAACAAGUGGGAUAGAAGGUUCCUAGUAUAUGCCUUUGUUUUAAAAUAUGUUCUAAAUAUCUGGAAAUCAAAGUUAAUACAAAAAAGUUGUCCAGCAUGAUUACAGUUACUUUCUGUCAUAAUUAUUUACAUCUGUUUUUGUGAGUGUCAGCUGUUCUAAAGGGGCCACUCAAUUUAGAUUGUGUACAGCUGGCAAUAAUUAAAGCAUAUUUUGGCAUUUUUAUACAUUUAUUUAAUUUACUUUCCCUGAGAGGCUGGCUUCUUAAAAUGUCAGCCCUGAUAAAGGAGCAUUUUUUCCUUUUCAUUUUCUUCUAGCAUGAAUUUCACCGAGGUUCAAGAAGCACUAGAUCACUUGUCAGCUAUAUACUGGAUUCCUUAGAAGUUAAUCUCUAUCGUUUAUCGGAGGGUAAGAACACAUUUCAGUAUUAGUUUACUCCAUCCCCCUACCACCAUCGCCUACUUAAUCAGAUAUGAGGGUUAUCAGAAAUAAUGGAGAGAUUAAUAAAGACAGAAAUUCAUUACUAUUCGAGUUAAGCCAUUUUUUAACAAAACUGAGCUUUUAUCCAUAUUCAGUUUGGUUUUCUGUAACACAGAUUGAUAGCCAGAGCUCUCAUCACAGUUAUAAUUUACUUGAACAGUGAACUUGGAACUAUUGCAAAGAAAUCCACAGAUGUACACUUUUAUUUGAAGGAGGGGCUCAAUGGACAAGAAACAAUCGCUGCUGAAAUAAUUAAACUUAAAUUGAGCCUGCGAUCAAUAUUAAAAGCUAAUAACUGGUCAGUGGCCCAGAAAGCUUUGAAGACAAGUGGACCUCAAUAAGUUGAAACCUGAGCCCAUGAUAUGGUCAUGUGAUACUGGCAUGGUCAGCAGAUAACCAUUUUUGACAGCUGUCAUUGACCAUAACAUGAAUGUCUAUUAUCAAGUUAAAUGCAGGUUGCAGGCUCUCAAACAAACAAACAAAAUAAUAUCAUUUCAUAUUGGUUAUCCUGUGGUGCAGACAGAUGGGCGGGCCAAUGGGUGUAUGGUCACAUGACUACCAAAAUUUCUUGGAUGCAUGAAUAACCAAAUUUUCUUACCCAUGGUGUUCUGCUGCUCACUCUUCACGCUGCAAGAGCUCUGCUUUAAAUGCUGCCUGUUUUAACAUUCCCAAGAAGGCACAAAGAGCAGAGUGGAAGCGCUUUUUUUUUUUUUGCUUAAAAUAACGCAGUAUAUACCACUUAUUAACCGAGAGUGAGUUCAUUACAGAGAAAUCUCAGUGUCUGUGACAAUUAUUACUGUAUAUACAUCAUUGUAUUAUUUAUAAUCUCCAUCAUGUAACCCGAAAAAUGUACAAGGCAAAUGAAACGACAUUAAGUAUAUACAUUUUCGUAAUUAUUACUCCAAAAUCUUAUUGCAGGCAAUUUUGAAAAGCAUAUAAACAAAGGUGAAGAUCCCUGGUUAAUUGAUUUCUGUGAACCUGGUGGAGGUGAGUCCCAUCAUUGUCUUUUCAUGUAAUAGAAAGGUUGUGGCUGGAUUUUUUUAAGCACUUGAGUUUGAAUAUCGGCUUUAGUUGGCAACAAAAUAUUUGUCUUUAUAGUUAGUAGGAAUAUUUAUUACUAACCUUACAUUUUCUGACUUGUGGUCAGAUGCUUACUGCAUCAAAGUCCGUUAGAACAGUGUGAAAGUUAUUACGAGGUCAGGGAGAAGUCAGUGAGGAUGUUUCCGGAGCUAUUCUGACCCCUCCCCCUCCCCCUCCCCCUCCAAAGAAGGCAACUUUGCUGGGGGGUGGGUGAGUGGGCACAAUUUCAUAGCUUGUUUGACCUGACUAGAAUUUGCUGCAUUUACCAAAAUAAUUAAAACUGGUCUUUUGACAUUUUUAUUAUGUUGCUGAUUAUUGCUUUUUCAUAUCAGGCUUGAAUUAUCAUCUAGAAUUUUAAAAUAUAUGUUGUGGUUAAUUUUUUAUGUCAGUUAAUUUUUACUUUUCCAUCGUUUUUGGGUAUGAUAAUGUAUGCUAACGAAUUUGAAACAAAGGAAAAAUAGAAAUUAACUGAAAUAAAAAAUUAACUGCAACACAUACAUAUCAUAUAGUCCAACUCAGUCAUGUCCAUUAUUUAUCUUACAGAUUGUCUCACUUCAGAUACUAAAAUCAAACUGGCUGCAAUUUUGGUGAGGUUGAUAGUUAUAUUUCCAUCUUUAUCUCGGCAUAGCCAUGAUAUUUUAAUCACUGCCAUGCCAGGGUCCUUGUUGUUCAACUUGAUUGACCUGCCGAAUCAAAUUCAAAAAUUGAUUGAGGUGUCGUGCUUGUGCUAAGCUUUUGUUGAACGUAAUUCAAGAAUAAGUUUGGCAGGUAGGGUAGAAGCACAUCAAGGACUGUAUGAUCUGGCCCUUAGUGGCUUUUCUGUCAUCAGCCUUUAUAGUUAAAGAGCAAUGACCUAUGAAAAGUUUUGUUGUUGGAGUCAAACUUGUUGUUGUUUAACCCUUUAAGUCCCAAUGGUGACCAACAUCAAUUUUCUCCCAACAAUAUCCAUUGGUUGUCAAAAGAAAAGGUUAUGAGAAUUAGUAAAAUGAUCACCAAAGCGAAAAUGCUUUGAUCUUUUAUCAAAUUCUCUCAACUAAUUCUUAUAGGAAAUGUAUAGAGAUCAGUUUGGAGAAUUUGUUUGUGGAUAUUGGGGCUUAAAGGGUUAACUUGUAAUCUUUCCUUUUAUCCUAAUCCAUGCUAAGCUCACAACUUUAUGGCUGAGGAGAAGAAGAGUUAGUUGUAAAGAGGUUGCGGUUGUAACGACAGAGAUUUUUACCAUUUGAUUUUUUUUUAGGAUAACUUAGUCAAUAUUGGUAGUAUUGAUUGUGGUACAAGUAAAAGAUUAUGCAAAGAAGUUGGUUACAGCGAUGAUCUGGUUUACUUCAAGGAUGAAGUUGGACCCAAAAAAGGAGAGGUGGGACCUGAGCCUUGUUGUAAAAUCUUUUGUUUUACAAAAACAAUGCUUUUCUAACUUGUGUUCAUUAUAUAAAACCCUUUCAGGUUUUGAGCAUUCAGUUUGUCAGUUACAAACUUUGUUUUACUUUACUGUGGUGCCGUAUGGGGUAAUAUCAAUAAGGGACUAGCAGACAAACUUCAAAAGCUGCAGAAUAGGGCUGCUAGAAUUCUCACCUUUUCUAACUAUGACGUUCGCUCAAGUGUUUUGUUGGAUGAGCUUGGCUGGGAAAGGCUAGAAUAUGUAAGACUUAAACAGUUGGCUGUGACAGUGUAUAAAAUCCAUAAUAAUCUUUCCCCAUCGUAUCUGAGGCGGAUCUUUACCAACACCUCAAAUGUACAUUCACACAAUCUUAGAAAUUCUGAGUUAAAUUAUUAUGUCCCCAGACCCAGAACUGAGUCUGCAAAAGGGAGCCUACACUACAGAGGAUCUGUUCUGUGGAACAAGAUUCCCUCAGAGAUUCGAAAACUCCCUAUUUUAAAUGUUUUUAAAACUUCAACUCAUGGGAAAGAUUUUUCUAAUACACCAUGACCCAUUGUAACUCUUAUUAUUCAUAAUGUAUUUUUUUGUAUUUUUAACAUUAUAGUCAAUAGUUCCUUAGAGUAUUUUAGUCUAGUUUUAAACACGAUUCCUAGGAAGACCAUGUAAAAUGAUACGAUUUCGUGUAUAAAUAAAGAUUGAUGAUGAUGAUGAUAUUUUAGCCUGCGUAGCUGGCGUUUUUCUUGGUGCGAAUUUUGUUUUUGGUUCGUAUUUAUACGGCCGCGCGAGGUCAAAAGAGUAAACGAUGGGGGGAGAUGGCAAGGAGGAGAAAGAGAGUUUUUCUCAAUAGCCUCCUCGCCUCCCUCCCCCCCUGCCCCCUUCCCCAUCAUUUUCUGGUUCGACCUCGGUUCUGGCUUUCGCACAGCUGUAUCUCUUACUUUACGAACCACAAAAGAAGAAGCACCGACACCAAGAAACCACCAAGAUAGUUGUUGGAAAGGUGCGGCUGGAUAAAUCUCUACCUAGUGGAUAACGCAAUUGAUUUUCCUCAUAGUUAUCCACUGGAUAGCGAUUUAUCCGAUGGGUAGCGCUAUUCAACGUUUAAACAACCGGAGCCAGCUAUGCAGGCGAACUACAAUAUAUCAAAAACUCAGAUAGGCUUGAUGUUGUCGUCAAAUUGAGUGUUGUAAGGUAAAUCGGUAUUUAAAAAGAAAUGUCAAGAAGCAAGUAUUUUCUUUCUCCCUCUUUCGUUUUGCCUUUUCCAACAGAUUAUUGACAGUCUAGAAACCAAAGAGAUUGUGAGUUUUGCACUGAAGAAACUGCCAGAUCCAGUAAAUGUGGAUUUUCAAACAUUUGAGGUAAUUAUUGAGAAAAGCUCCUUUCCGAGUUACAUAAACCCUUUCAAAACGAGGUAAAGUGCAAGCCCUUCCAUAUGACAAAACAUUGUAAGUUUUAUUUGAAUGAAAAAAGAAAAUUAUUUUCAUAGCAAACUUGCCCUCAUUUAGGCAAAGAGAAUUGGGGUACCGGUAAUUCAGGGAUGGCCAAUCAACACUUAGCCUGCGUCACAGACGAAACUGAACUCUGGUUAAGUCCGUCCGCGAAACAGCCCGGAAAUCCUUGUUCUGGGCUUCCAACCUGUGUACCAGGAUUUGAAUACGCGCCAUGAUUGGCCUGUUAAAAAGGCCAUUGUUGAUUUGCCAAUCAGGUUGAAAGGAAAUUCGAAACACACUUCCGGUAAUUCCUUGAGUCCGCUGGGGACCCAGAACAAGGAUAUUGGGGCUGCUUCGAAAACGUUACUAACCGGGGUUAAAUUACGUCUGCUUUAAGCCCCAAUAUCCAAAUACAAAUUCUCCAGACUGAUCUGUAUACAUUUCUUAAAGAAUUUGUUGAGAGAAUUUGAUGAAAGAUCAAAGCGAUUUCCCUUUGGUGAUCAUUUCAAUAAUUCUCGUUGCGUUUUCUUUUAACUAUGCGUAGAUAUUUUUAAGAGAAAAAUGAUGUUGGUCACUCUUCCAAGGGACCUAAAGGAUUAAGCCCCAAUAUCCAAAUACACAUUCUCCAAAGUGAUCUUCAUACAAUUCUUAAAGAAUUACAGUCGACUCUCUCUUAACGGACACCUCUGUAAAACGGACACCUAGAGUUGGUCCCCGCCUUUCUUUACUCCCUUUAUUUGACUCUCUAUAAGAUGGACGUCUUCUCUAAGACAGACACUUACUGCCGGUCGCAAAGGUGUCCGUCGUAGAGGGAGUUGACUGUACUUGAGACAGUUUGAUGAAAGAUCAAAGCGAUUCCCUUUGGAGAUCAUUUUAUUUAUUCUCAUUUCCUUUUUCGUGAUGAUUCAUGAAAGCCCUAGCAUGAUAAUUCUUUUCUGUAACACUGCAUGUACACGUUUUACGUGGCAUAACUCCCGUAAGCGAGCACCCAAAAUGCGAAGAAGUGGUCGCUUACAAGAGGUGGUCUCUUACGAGAGAGAAACUGCAGAAGGUCCUUUAAGGGGAGAAAUCCGGACACGUCUACUUUUUGCAGAGAUUGUAUUGCAUGUAAUGUUUAAGUUGCAAUGUAUGUAAACCAAUGCAGUUUCUAACGGUUCUUGUCAUACUAUAAGUAGCAUUGUACAUACAGAAAACUUAAAGAUCAGACCAUUGUAUCAGGUGGUCGCUUAAAAACAAUGGAAAAUUCUAAAACCGUCAACCUAAAAAGUGGUGGAGGGGCUUGUUUAUGAGAGGUUCAAACUGUAAGACUUUGACUGGGAAAAGUUCGGUGUUUUUGCUAAGUGGUCGCCUAUGGGAGGUGGUUACUUACGAUAGGUGGUCGCACAUGAAGUUUCGACUGUAAUAAUUGGUGUUAUUAAUGAGAGUAUUUUUUGCCUAACAGGACAUGAAGACAAAACUUUCCUCUGCCACAGAAAUGCCAUGGGUCUUACAUUUUGAUAGGGGACCCAUGGACAACUUAGAAAUCAGAAAACUUCCUGCAUUCACUUCAGAUAUUAAUGUAAGUUUUAUUAGUUCCAGUUACAUCUGUAAACGAUCCAGAAUCUAGCUGCUCAAACUCAUUAAUAAUUCAUAAAGAAAAUUCAAAGGAAAUUUAAAAUGUUUAAUGAGUGCAUUUGGAAAUCAGAUGAAAAACUGCCCAGUUUUGCAUCCUUAAUUUCUCCUUCUAAAAUCUUUUUUUUUUUUUCGAGAAGUAAUAUCAAGCAUUCCACACAGUGUUUCAUCACCAGAUAAAACACCUCGAAGUUCAUCAAAAAUACUCCGCUGCGAGUCGUAUUUUGAACUCUCUUCUCGUUGUUUCAUCUCUGGUUCACGAUGGAACACUGCGUCUCAUGCUUGAUAUAUUACAUCAUAAAUGUAAUCAGAGGGGCGCACUUAGUGGAAGCCUGGGUAGGUUGAUACCAUCGAGGCCGUACACGGUAAAACGCGCAACAUAUACAGAUUUUGCUGGAAAAAGUAGAACUUCUCGCUAGUUUCUGGGAAACCUUUUCGCAGCUUUCAACGACCUGAGUUGAUGCAGGAUAGGUUUGUUUUCUUGGGUGCAAAAAUUCCCAACAUCGCUCUUCAACUCGCUUUGCAGCAAUGUCGCAAAGCAAGUUGCACUUUUUUGUUGUGGGGUGGGAUUUGUGAUUGGAUGAAAAUAAUAGUUUCAUUUUUCCUUUGGCUGUUUUUGUAGGUUGGUCAUGUUGAUUGUAGUAAAGAAACAGAGAUAUGCCGGCAGGUUCAUGUCAGAAAAUAUCCGAUGGUGGCUCUGUUUAAAACACGUGGUCACUAUGAGUGGCAUCACGGUAUGUAUAGCCCUAUAAUCCCUUGGGGAGGAGAGGUUGGGGGGGGGGCGUAUAAGUGGUAGUGAAAGGUAGACGCUUUUAAUAAGAUGAUCAAUUUUUUUUUAUUAAACAGGCCGCUUCACUGCCCACGACAUUGCUGUGUUUGCGAAGGAAAGUGCAUCCUCCAGCGUCCGGACUCUAGGGCCUGACGAUUUCCCUGCACAAAUUUCCCAGCCUGAACUUCCGUUCUUCGUGGAUUUUUUUGCUCCAGUAAGGACAUUAUACUUUGUCCCUUGUCAUACCGCCCAGAAACUGCCAUUUAAAUUUAACGGCUUAGAUUAGGUACUAGGGCAUCAGAUGGUAACCGGUCGUUUCGAUAUAAAGUCGUUUCGAUACAAACUCAAGCGGUGAAAUUGCACAAAAAAUCUCGAUCACUUCAAGUAUAGCUCCCUGUGAACAAGAAAAUAUUUUGGGUGAAUAUUUUUCGUUCUUUAACCCAAGUACGGGAAACAAUUUACAAGUCGACUGAAUAAACUUGUAUCGAAACGACCGUUAACCAGUCAGAUAGGCAUCACUUCGUUUUGACUCGGACCUUAAAAGGAAUUUGUCACUUUAGAAACGCGAGGAAACUGGGUCGAGUUAACUUUUGCAAAGACUUCUGGGACUGUCACUAGGGACAGGAAAAAAAAUUGGCCAAUAGCUGACCGGCUGACCCAAAAUGACGUUAAAAGUUCAAAAUGGUGGGGCGCGGGAAAUUGAAACAAGGGUAAUGUUUUUAUUUGACUUUAUUCGACAAAAUCAAAAUUUUAUUUUCACUUGUCAGAAAGUAAUUUUUGCUUUUCCGAUAGGAAGGCCAAUAGGGCAUUUGCAUGAUGACGUCAUUUUACUACUAUGACCAGAAUCCUUCAGGGUUUUGCUUUCUUGCGCAAAUUAGCGGUUUUUGUUUUAUGAAACCGCUCUGGAAUUACCAAAUUAAAAUAUUAAAGGAAAAACGUAAGGUAUUCUGGUCGUAGCAGUAAAAUGACACCAUCGUGAAAAUGGCCUGUUUGCCACAACAGUGAAGGUUUCCUUGAACAGUUCUCACGGUCGUUGAUUCAAGUAAUUUAAUUUUUACAUCUUUCAGUGGUGUCCGCCUUGUAUGCGUUUAUUACCUGAAUACAGAAAAGCUGCCCGUUCAUUCGAAGACGGCGAAGUUGGCUUUGGUACGGUAGACUGUACAGUGCACCCUAAUUUAUGUCAUAUGGUAAGAUGCACUUUAGUAGAUUAUUCAGUAUAUUCAUAAUUUAUUCAUGUAGCAUUAAUUAUUGCUAACAUCAGGAGCACGGUUUAUUUCAUAUUAGGCUGAUUUAGCAACAGAGCGGGAACGUCAGUUGACAACGGCGCGCGCAAAUCAAACAACUGGCUUGACGAAUGGCAGAGCGGCAAAUUGGGCUCUGGAAGUCGAGUUUAGUCCUUUCUGCGCGCUUUCCCGUCGUCAAAUGACGUUCCCGUUCUGUUGCUAAAUCAGCUUAUUAGGUAUUGUGAGAACGGACCUCUGGAGCCAGGGUAAGAGGAGGGGGAAACAGCCUUGGAUAUCGCAAAUGCAGAGAAAGAAAAAAGGCUUCUCUUUCCUCCUCCUCUAUCCCUUUUACAUUUUCUCUUUUUUCCCUUCCUCUGGAGAGAGACUGGUCGACAAAACGGACAGCAAAACAAUCGACUUUUCUUCCCAAAAUUUCAUCUCUCUGGACAAAUUAAUCUUAAACAUCUCCAGUCUUUCAAAGAGUAAGAAUUUCAAACAGUCCUAGAAGAAUAAUGUCGAGUAUGUUUUAAAGAUUUGCCAGAAAAAAAGUAAUUCUAGAAAACAUGUGUAAAACCGAUGACAUAAUAGCCUGCGUGGCAGGCGUUCGAAAGGAAAGGAGAAGGGAGUUUAGGUGCGAGACCGCGCGCGAGGGAGAAGGGAGCGGGGAACGCGUUCCCUCCCUCCUUCCUCGCGCGCCCCUCGCGCUUUUCUCGCCCCCUCAAUCCGCUUUUCCUUCCCUUUCGGAAGCCCGCCACGCGCGCAGGCUAAUCACAUAAAGAAGCCAUUUACAUAAGUGUACACAUUACUCCUUCCCGAUGCAUUCGGCGUACGAUUUUUUCGAUGUUGAGUGACACCGCGUUUUAGAUCCAUGAACUUGUUAUUUCUUGUGCGUGAUUACCUGAGUUAUUUUUCAUCUGCUGCUGGAAAGGAAGCAGACAAUUAAUGGGCAAACACUUGCGUCACUCGAAAAUUGUUUAAGGUUUCUGAUAAUUUUUGGUAUUAAAUACAUUUUGUUAUUUCCCCUCAUUCGCAGUUGAAACAGGGCACUUGUCAUGCUGCUUCCUUUGCAACAAAACAAAAGAGAUUCAUCAGCUUCUUGACGCUUUAUUUUUCAGUAUAAUAUUCGCUCAUAUCCAACAACAAUCCUCUAUAACAACAGCAUUCCUCAUCAAUUUACUGGUCACCAUACUGCCGCUGAUUUAGUGGAAUUUGUUGAGGUAAGCAAGUCAUCUGGUUCAUUAAACAGGGCUCGCACAGUCUUGAAAAGUCCUUGAAUUUUAGGGGAAGUCCUUGAAAAGUCCUUGAAUUCCAUUUUUCCUUGAAAAGUCCGUAGAUUUCUGUGCAAGUCCUUGAAUACUCCUUGAAUUUUCUUCAACUUUGAAUGUAGUGGCCUGGAAAGAGUUUUUUGAUGCUUUUUGGUUGUCCAAGACAGAAUAUAGAUCAUAGCGCAGAGAAUUUAAAGGUUAUUUAAAUAAAGUGCUAUAAAUUUUAUGCAGUAAUUAACUAUCAAUGUAAGACCAGUAAACUGAAACAUUUAGAGAAGUUGGUGAAGCAAACAGUUCAAGCCUUAUUAGAAUAGACUGGGAAUGCAUUUUUGUACAAUCUGUGAAAUCAUAUUCCUAGUAGGUGGUCCUUGAAAAUCUAAUGUGGUCCUUGAAAAGUCCUUGAAAAAUGGUUGCAAUUCUUUUAUGAACCCUGUUGACCCUUUAAGCCCCAAUAUCCUCAUACAAAUUCUCCAAACUGGUCUCUGUAUCACCUGAUUUCCUUAGUUAAGAGAAUUUGAUAAAAGAUUGAAGCAUUUGCCCUUAGGUGAUCAUUUUAUUUAUUCUCAUAAACUUUUCUGUUACUUAUGUAUUGAUGAUGUCAAGAGAAAAUUGAUGUUGGUCACUCUUGGGACUUAAAGGGUUAUAGAUUGCAAAACAGUCGGUUUUUUUUCUCAAAAUCAGUAAAGAAAUCGGUAAAGCGUGGCGUGAGUGUCUUACGCGCGCGAGGCGCGCGAGCCUCACUUUCAGCCUCGUUCCAGACCUUUUGUUUGACCUCUCGCGCAUACUUGAAUAAGCAAAAAUACGGACUGUUUUGCAGUCUAAAAGGGUAAAGGCCUUGGCCAAACGUCGAACUUUUCAUAUGACAAACCAACCUUAGUGAGUUAAUCUCAUGAAAAUUUCGACUUCUGGCUCAGUUAAGUUCGUCUGAAUGAGUUUAAAUCGUCUGAUGUCGGAUAAGCAUUUUAAUACAGCAACAUUAAAUCCUCUUUUUUGUUUUAGAAUACACUGAAGCCCGCCGUGGUUCAGUUAACACCAGAAACAUUUCAAUCUCUUGUUGCGGAGAGAAGGCAAGGUGAAACCUGGCUGGUUGAUUUUUAUGCUCCUUGGUGUGGGCCGUGUAAUGAGCUCGCUCCUGAUUGGAAUAAACUUGCCAAGGUAUAGUAAGAACAUUCCUGAUUUGUGUACACACAGUCGUUGACAUGUGUGUUUUAAGCAAUCUUAUCGGUUCGUUAUCUUAGGAUAUUGAGCACUGCAACUUGAUUGGCUCAACGGAGCAGGGUUAUCAGGUUAAAAUCCGGCUGUUUUCUGACAAUAAAUGGUAAAUGAACUUGUCUCAGAGUAAGGUUGAAACUUAUACAGUAGCAGCAAAAUCUGAAGUAAGAGUGUGGCGCUUGUAAAUAUUUAAGACAGUCGUGUGAAAAAGAACAUUAUCCUAAAGCGCUUUAUGUUGGCGUUUGUAAAAACGUUUCGGAUGCUACCGCCUCUUCGUUCAAGUGGGUGAAGUCCAACAAAGCCUACACAAGCACGCCUAAAGGCUAAUUUCAAAGGGCUUGAAGUGAUUUUCAUUUUCACACUGUAAAAUAUCUAAAGUACCCUGUGUGCACAAACAGUUGUUUGAAUGUUAGAACUUUAUCCGUUUAUCCAUCGUUUGGAGAUUAGAGUUGAAGAAGUGAAACAGUGUGCAUUUUAUUUCUCAGCAAAUGCAAGAAGAGGCUAGUGUUGGAUCAGUAGACUGUCAAAAGUACCGAUCGUUCUGUCAAGAGCAAGGAGUGAAUUCUUAUCCCACCAUACGGUUGUACCCCCACAACAGUCAGGGAGCUCGUCGCUUUGUGUGAGUAUUAAAAUGAGUUAGAGCGAUGUUAGUAUCACCUUGAAAAAUGGUUUCAGUAAGUGUUCGUUGUUUGUUUUAUCAGCCAAUGGAUGAAAACAUCAAAACAUGGACUUUUCGUUUCCCCCCCAAAGAAAACCCUAAUAUGGAGAAGGCAUUGUUCGAUUGGCCAAUCGUGUUGCAGUAUGACGUCAAAGCGAAGGGUUGGUUGAUUUCUAGAAAGUUCUCGGCCAUGAAGUUUUUCAGCUGAGCGUUCGCCUAACCAAGCAAAAGCUACGCGCCUUUGUAUCCGUUCGAUAAACCAAUCAAAUCGCUCUAUUUCCGUUCGUUUUCAUUUCAAGGUCAUACUAAAAUCGCUCUAUCAAGACGAAAUUCGCUUUGGGCAUUCUUGACUCUCUUGAGGAGGAUUGUACAUGUAUUGUUAGAGCGGUACGACAAGCUCUCUUACUCGCGCCAUGCUUCUCUGUGCCCUUUUUAUCUGCGCGGAGCCUGGUGCUACUUGUAAAUUGUGUUUAGAAACAGGCAAAAGUUUUCGCCGCUCCGAACUUAAUAUUCUUGUGUCGUUGUCGUUCGUGUUUUUGUUUUUCUGGAAAUAGCAGUUGCUCCUCUCUCCUAUGCAGAGGCUCCCGCUAGGUUUCCCAGUGAAAACAGCAUUAAGCGCGCGGGGGACUAUGGGAAGACGCUUCCUCUCUUUUCCUUCCCAUCAUACCCCGCGCGCUUUCUUUUCCCCCUCUCCCCAAUCUCCCUGCGUCAAAAAAAGGCCUCUGCGGAGGAGAGAAGUGGUUGCUCAUAGCGAUUUUUUGUCGGAAAAAAAAUGAAAAUUUACGUGUGCAGUCGACUCUCUGUUAACGGACAUCUCUAUUAGAGGGACACCUCGGUAAAACGGACACCUAGAGUUUGUCCCUGUCUUUCUUGACUACCGAUAUUUGGUUCUCUAUACGACGGUCAUCCUGUUCGCUUCCAAAGGUGUUCAUCUUAGCGAGAGAGUUGACUGUAUAUACAGACUUAUCUAACAUAAUUUUAUUGUCCUACUGUCUAUAAAAUCAACCGAUUGUUUUUCGCUUUUGUGGCUCCAUUUUUUUUAGAAACCACCGUGGAUGGCGAGACGUGGAUUCUCUUUACAGCUGGGCGUUUCAGCACCUGCCUUCGUUAGUCACGCAACUCAAUCACUAUUCAUUCCAUGAGGCUGUUGUCGGCAGUGAAGAUGCGUGGAUUAUCGAUUUUUACGCUCCGUGGUGCGGGCAUUGUAUUCAGUUUGCACCUGACUUCGAGAAAGUAGCAAAGGUGGGUGCCAAUCCGGAUGUGGAUCAGGGGCGUAGCUUUAGAUUUUGAAGGUGUACGUGCUGGAAGAAAAGUUAGAGCGCCAAAGGCGCUCCAAGGAAGGGGGGUGUCUAUGGGUAUGCUCCCCAAGAAAAGUUUUAAAUUUGUACAUUUUUUCGUUUUUCACCCCACUAUAACGUUUCUUGCUGUCUUGCUGUCAGAACAAGGGAGAGAACCAUCAACAAACUCAACACCCACACAUGUCGUCGACGCCGAGAUUUGAACCCGGGUCUCAUUGGUGGGAGGCGAGUGCUCUCGCCACUGCCCCAUCGUUGCCCUCCAAGGGGAAAAUAGCGGUUGCUCCUCUCUCCUCUGCACAGGCUCCCGCUUGGUAUCCCUGUGAAAAUAGCAAUAAGCGCGCGGGGAACUAUGGGAAGACUCUUCUCCUUCCCAUCGUCCCCCGCGCGCUCACAUUUUUCCCUCUCCCCAGCCCCCCUGCGGCACAAAGAGGCCUCUGUGGAGAUGUCAGUUAGCACUUUUUGAAUUUUGAUAAAUUUCGUCAGUGGCACAGCUCCUUUAACCAGUAUGUUAAUAUUGUUGUAGUUAUUAGAUGGACGUGUCAAGGCGGGUAAGGUAGACUGUGAGCAGGAUUACCAUCUGUGUUCUGAGGCCGGUGUACGUGCUUAUCCUACUGUCAAAUUAUACCUUGGUGCGCCAGGAGAAGGAAUGACACAGGUGAGAUUAGCAUAGCAAUUCUCGUUGGAAAUACGGUCAAGCCUGCAUUAAGCGGUCACCCUUGGGGAAUGGCCAACUGACUGCUUAACCCUUUAAGAUCCACAAACAAAUUCUCCAAACUGGUCUCUAUACAUUUCUAUAAAGAGUAAGUUGAGAGAAUUUGAUAACAGAGCAAAGCAUUUUCCCUCAUUCUCUUGAUUGUGUAUUGAUCAUGUUAAGAGAAAAUUGAUGUUGAUCACUCUCGGCACUUAAAGGGUUAAUACAGUUUGACCGUUUUCUGAGCACUUCAAAGCUUAGGUUGAUUCUUUCACUGUUGAAAGUUCACUAAAAGAGUUCGAAGUGUUUAAGUUGGUGUUACUGUCGACGCCAUUUUCCAGCGUGAUUUAACCCGGACGCGAAGCAUUUUCAAUGAAAAGUAACUCACUAUUUUUCAAUCAAAUGAACAGAUAGUUUCGUUAACGAAAUUUAUAUAUCGUUGCCCAUGUUUUCACUUACUGGUGAAUAAAAUCCCUGCAAAAACAAACACAAAUUACCCGUAUUUAUUCGAUUAAACGCCGCGGCUUUUAUCAAAUUUUCAGCGUUUCCGAUGCGGCGUUUAUAUAAGGGUGGCGUUUAUUCGAGUGCGGCGUUUGUUUCGGAAUCACUUUUCUUAAAUCACUGACAACUGUUACUGUAAAUUGUUUUUUAACUAUUAUGUACUUCAGAGGUUCCAAUGUCUCUCUUAUUUUGCUGAGAUAGAAUCGUAAUUGUCUGGGUUGUGUAGAUUACCAAGUUGUACUGAGGUUUUUCUCUAUUUCACACUCAUGUAUGGGGGCAUCAUUACUCAUUCCGAUUAUGCCGAUUAUUUUUUUUUGCCCAUGCGGAAUUUUUUUCUCCUUUUUCCCCUACUGCGGAGCCUGGUCCAAGGCUUAUUUACUCUUGACAACACUGGUUUUGGAGACCUCCCCGGAAACCAUCUUCCAAUUAAUUCAAGCGUUCAAUUGGUCUAAAAAUAACUUUGGUGAAAUUAACAUACCCCAAGGGCUAGACUGGGCGUUUCACUCUCUCUCCUAUUAUUCUCUCCUCGUUUAAGUAAAGUACUUUCCCCCUUUUCUUGCAGCCAGUGAACGGACACUUGGAGGUAGAGACGCAGAAUCCGCAGGAAAUCAAGAACAUUGCGCUUCGGUCGUUAGAAGAGUACAGAACAGAAUUAGAAGAAGAGCAACAUGAGGAGACGCGAAGAAAAGAGACAAAAGCGAAAGGAAAAGGGAAAAAGGUAACGAGCACACAGUUGUUGAUGCAUGGCGCGUCGCGAACUUAUAGUUCUCUUUUUCUGAUCAUGAUAUAAACGCUCGCUCGUCGCGAACUUACAGUUCUCUUUUUCUCAUGUAAACGCUCCCGUGCGUUGCAAAUUUUACAGUUUUUGUAAACGAAAAUUCCGCCAUUUCCGAGAACCAACCGAUAAGAUGCAAGACAAAAACAGACGGUCGUCUUUCGAAUGAAGAUGGGCCUCUAACGGUUAUAUGCGAAUUUUUCUUGACAAAUAUCUGCUCACCAGCAUACGCGCCUCGAAAUUUGCCAUUUGGCCACAUAGACUUUUGCACGUCUGUUGGCUUAUACUCUGGAAGUGUACAAAGUACCUUUUGUCUGAAAGUCGUUUCACAAUGAAACACCAUUUAUAGUGUAUGUCGUUUUCCCAGCGAAAGAUGAUUUAUUAUUCGUUCAAAUCCCGUGGCUCAUUCUUCAUAACCAGCAAGCGUUUACCAAAUUUGGAAGAAGUUUGCGAUAUGUGGAAAAUGACGUCAUACACCGGUAUAACUGCCAGAAAUAUGGACGGCAACCAAGAAGCCCUGGAGACGAGAUUGCGUUGUUUUGGUUGAGCGAUACUAAAUGGCUGAACAUUUCACACGUUUCGCCAAGAAGAAAUGGCCGAAGUACUGCCUUAAAACUAGCAAGAACAGAAAGAAUACAACUCUCUUCGGAGAAUAUCUGCAGAACUAUACAUCCCUGUAUCUGCUGAAAUUGCCCAGAAACAGACAAAUGAAGGUGGAAACAUUGACCAAGAUAAUCAGUAAAUACAACAUUGAACCAUCAUCAGUAAACGCCGACAUCAUCAGUAAACACAACAUAAACCAUCAUUUUAAUGCUGAUGAUAGCCAAAUUUAUUUGUCUUUCAAGCCGAGUGCUGCUGGCGAUCCGAGUACAUCCAAACUGCGCAUUGAGUUUCAGCCAGUAAGUUGAUGCUCAAUCACGACAAAACUGAGCUCCUUGUUUUGCACGCCCGUCAUCGACCACAACCCCCGCUAGAAUUUAUUCUUGUUUGCUCAGAUGUGAUCUACUCAUCGAACUCGGCAAAGAACAUCGGUGCGUGGUUCGACAAUGUCAUGUGUACGGACAAACAAAUAAACAGCAUAUGUCAGUCUGCUUUCUACCACCUGCGCAACGUUGCUCAAAUCAGUAAACUAACGACUUCUAACAGCCACACGUAAACACGACCAUAGUACACCUGUGCUAAGAGAUCUACUUUGGUUACCCGUUCAUGAGCGUAUUCGUUUUAAAAUUUUACUAAUGACUUUUAAAUGCCUUAAUCAACUAGCGCCACCCUACCUAAGUGACCUCUUAAUUCACUAUAGACCAUCAAGGACAUUACGUUCGUCUGAUAAAGAACUAGUGGUACAGCCCCGCUGCCAUCUUAAAACAUAUGGGGAGCGAGCUUUCUCCUUUAUUGCCCCAAAACUAUGGAAUACCCUCCCAUUUAGUAUAAAACGUUGCAACUCAGCAGAAUCUUUUAAAUCCACUCUUAAGACGUAUCACCUUUUUAGAAAUUACGUUGAAUUGUAAGAAUCAUUAAUUAUUACGUUUUUUCAGGCUUUUUUUUUUUAUUGUUACUUAGUUUUCUUUAUCAAUCACUGUAAAGCGGUGUUGGUUCAGUAGAGAAACAGCGCUAUAUAAGAUUAUUAUUAUUAUUAUUAUUAUUAUUUCAAAAGUAGGUUGAGUUUGGUCGUCCGGGUGAACGUAGUCCUGAAUAUGACUGUUGUUGUUGACAGUGACUCGGACGCUUCGACAACCUGGGCUGAGUUGCUCAAAGCACGGUUAGCUUUAACCAUUGGUUAAGCAGUAUCAAAACCAAUACGUUGUCAAGGUAUUAAACGCUGGUUAACGCUAACCAUGCUUCGAGUAACUGGGCCCUGUGCGGUAGUCAUCUUCAGAGUCAAAGUUUGACUCUGAAGAUGACUUCCGCACAGGUUGUCGAAACGUCAGUCAGUGCCAACAACAACAGUCCUAUUCAGGACUACGUUCACCCGGACGAUCAAACUCAACCUACUUUUGAAAUGACUCCUGGAUUCAAACCUUUCACAGGAUUAUUAUUAUUAUUGUUAUAAAUAUGUUUUAGCUAAAUUUAAAACAACAGCAACAAUUAUUGUAUUCGGCGUUCUUAUGAUCUGAAGAAUUAUUAUCGCGUGUGUCUUCUUCUCGCGCGCCCGUUCUUUCUUUCUUUCCAAGCGCCUGCUACGCAGGCUAACUCGGAGGGUGUUAUCCGCCGAGGGGGAAUGACACCCUCCUUGAUCUCCAUGAUUCUUCAGAUCAUACUCAGUCUCAUCCAAUAGUGUUACUAAAUAGUUUUUGAGGGCUUGUGUUCUUUUAGUACGUAACAAUUUUUUCUUUUCUUUUUUUAAAAUUUUUUAUUAGAAGAGCAAACCAGUUCACGAUGAAUUUUAG
Messenger RNA from Porites lobata, 20282 nucleotides. NCBI's taxonomy places the organism in Eukaryota, Metazoa, Cnidaria, Anthozoa, Scleractinia, Poritidae. The record is from the annotation of a GenBank genome assembly.